AUGGGGCCCACAAUUAAACUUCUCAUUUUCCUCAACUUGUUAACUUACGCCAUCUGCGAGAUCCCUUGCCCGGCAAAAUGUCAAUGCCUCGGGAACGCGGUCCGCUGCCUCCAUCAAGACCUCCAGGCAAUUCCCAAAACUCCGACGGACGCUCACACGCUAGACGUCCGCUUCAACAAGAUCUUCGACAUAGCGCCAGGAGUGUUCUCUCACCUGCACCAUCUACGCUCCUUGCUACUCAACGACAAUCAGCUCACGGAGUUGCGUUCCGGCGCAUUUCAUGGCCUCCGGCGCCUUAAAUACCUUUACUUAUAUCGUAAUCGUAUCCAGCACAUCGACUCCGAUGUUUUCCAGGGUAUGGUACACCUCGAACAGCUUUAUUUACACGUCAACGAAAUACACCAAAUCGAACCUGAAACCUUCUCACACCUGCCACGACUUGAAAGAUUGUAUUUGCACAACAAUCACUUGAAGAGAAUCCCGCCUGGCUCAUUCCGUGGCUUGUCUACUUUACGCAAGUUGCGUUUAGACAGCAAUGCUCUAGUUUGCGAUUGUUCGAUGCUCUGGUUUGUCCGCAUGCUAUCAGAACACCGUGCCAUGGAGAUUGCCGCGACUUGCUAUGAGCCUGCUAGUGCCACCGGCGCCUCUUUAGCCUCUAUGAAGGAGCAAGAUUUCAACUGUCAACGCCCGGAAAUCAUGAAAGACCCUCAAGACGUAGUGGUGAACUUCGGCGAUGAUGCCAUGUUUACGUGUGUCGUAUCUGGAGAGCCGACACCUGAAAUUGAGUGGUUGCGAGAUUCUUCUACCGUGCCGCUUAAUACACAUCGCUAUGAAAUAAUGGAUAACGGUACGCUUAUGGUGCAUGCCGCUGAUGAGAACGACGUAGGAAUAUUUGAAUGUAGAGCCAAAAAUCCUGCAGGAGAAGCAAUGUCCAAACCAGCAAAAAUGAUGGUACAUAGCAAACCGGACCAAAACGGUUAUCCUGUAUUUAAUAUUCUACCUCGCGAUAGAAUUGCUAGACUGAACGAAAAUGUCCGAUUUGAUUGUGUUGCUAAGGGAAAUCCUGCACCUCACAUAGUAUGGUAUUUCAACCAGGCAAGAAUGUUGCUGACAGACCGCAUAACCAUGCAUCAUAACGGCUCAAUCGUAAUUGAAAAAAUACAACAUACGGAUGCUGGAAAGUAUACUUGUCAUGCUGAAAAUGUAAAGGGAAAAAUUACAGCUGAAGCGGUUCUGGAAGUUAUGGUGGCUCCCGCCUUUAUCACUGUUCCAAAAGAUCAAGUUGUAACUGUAGGAGAAACUGCUGAAUUUAGAUGCACAGCAAGAGGAGCACCAAAACCGGUAAUUACCUGGUAUAGAGACACAAUGGUAUUGCCAUCAAGCGAAAACAUAAUUUAUUCCGAUAACAAUCAAAAUUUAACAAUACUCCAAGUAACGACCGAUGAUGAUGGACUAUAUCAUUGUAGAGCAGAAAACUCUGAAGGGCUAACCGAAAUAUCUGCAAUUCUUAAAGUAGAAGAAGCGCAAAUCAUACCACCUAAGAUCAUUUUAAAACCGGAAGAUACUGAUGCAUUUAAGGAGACUUCUGUUCAAAUGCCUUGUGAAGUGGAAGGAGAACCACCAGCGACAAUAGAAUGGAGAAAAGACGGAUCGCGAAUAGAGCCUAAUGAUAGAAUUUCUAUUUCGGUAAUCGGAAGCUUAAUUAUCAACAAUAUUACAAUUACUGAUUCUGGUCGCUAUGAAUGCUCAGCUUUUAACGAAUAUGGCCGAGAUACUGUCUCGGUAUUUUUAACAGUUAAGGAUCACAUUCUACCCGGUGACGAAUACGUCAAUAUAGCUUUGACGGAAGCGACACGAGAUGUUGAUCAAGCUAUAGCUAGAACUAUGGAACAGUUAUUUAAAAACAAAAGCUCCAAAGCGGACCUGCAUGAUCUAUAUAGAAUCACACGAUUUCCUAACGCUCCCGCAAGAGAGGUUGCUCGCGCUGCAGAAAUAUAUGAAAGAACUUUGGAGAAAGUUAGAGAUUUCAUACAGUCAGGUUUAAAGGUUACUUCCGCUGAACCGUUUAAUUAUGAACAAGUAAUUUCGAGACAACAUUUAGAAGUGAUUGCUCGGCUAUCUGGUUGCGUCGCACACAGGGAGGAGAAAGACUGUUCAGAUAUGUGCUUCCAUAUGAAAUAUCGAAGUGUAGAUGGCAGCUGUAACAAUUUCGCUCAUCCUACUUGGGGCACUUCUUUAAGCGCCUUUCGCAGAAUACUUUUUCCCAUAUACGAAAAUGGAUUUAGUCAACCAGUCGGUUGGAAUAAAAACAUCAAAUAUAACGGAUAUAAUUUGCCGAGUGCACGGCUCAUAUCGACUGCUAUAAUUUCCACUAAAGAAAUAUCAGAGGAUAUCGAAAUAAGUCAUAUGGUUAUGCAGUGGGGGCAAUGGUUAGAUCAUGAUUUAGAUCACGCGCUUCCAUCGGUAAGCUCACAAACCUGGGAUGGUGUAGAUUGUAAGAAGACUUGCGAUUAUGCUGCACCAUGUUUUCCCAUUGAUGUACCAGAAGGCGAUCCACGUAUUAGUAACCGUCGUUGCAUUGAUUUCAUUAGGACAAGUUCAGUUUGUGGUUCGGGAAUGACUUCCGUAUUGUUUGGAAAGUUGCAACCCAGAGAACAAAUCAACCAACUAACUUCCUUUAUUGAUGCUUCUCAAGUAUAUGGCUUUGAGAAAGCUGUAGCCGAAGAUUUACGAGACUUAACUAAUGAAAAUGGAUUAUUGCGUGUAGGGGCUACUUUCCCAGGACGAAAACCAUUGUUGCCUACAAUUGGUAUAAAUGGCAUGGACUGCAGACGUAAUUUGGAAGAAAGUAAUCGCAACUGCUUUGUAGCAGGUGAUAUUAGGGCUAAUGAACAAAUCGGACUGGCAGCAAUGCAUACAAUUUUUAUGCGAGAACACAAUCGGAUUGCUACUAAGCUGAAAGCUAUUAAUCCAUUCUGGGAUGGCGACAGAGUUUAUCAGGAAGCUCGCAAGAUUGUAGGUGCCGAAAUACAAUUCAUUACUUAUGAACACUGGCUACCGUUGGUUCUUGGCCCCGAGGGUGUUCAACAACUGGGCGAAUACAAAGGAUAUAACUCCAAAAUUAAUCCAUCUAUUUCUAAUGUCUUCGCCACUGCAGCUCUAAGAUUCGGUCAUUCCAUGAUCAAUCCCGUUCUCCAUCGCUACGACGAAAACUUUGAGCCAAUACCUCAAGGCCAUUUACUAUUGCGUUACGCAUUUUUCUCUCCAUGGAGGCUUGUCGACGAAGGUGGAGUAGAUCCUUUGCUGAGAGGUAUGUUCACGACACCUGCAAAACUAAAGACUCCUACGCAAAAUCUUAAUUCUGAACUUACUGAGCAGUUGUUCCAUACUGCACAUGCUGUAGCUCUCGACUUGGCUGCAAUUAAUAUCCAAAGAGGCCGUGAUCACGGUUUACCUCCGUAUACUAAAUGGCGAGACUUUUGCAAUAUGACCGAAGUGAACACUUUUGACGAAUUGGCAACUGAAAUAUCAGAUAAAAAUGUCAGAGAUAAGCUCGAGGAACUUUAUGGAUCCGUUCAUAAUAUUGACGUAUGGGUAGGAGGUAUAUUAGAAGAUCAAGUAGAGGGAGGAAAAGUUGGACCCUUGUUCAGAUGCAUUUUGAUCGAGCAGUUCCGGCGCUUAAGAGAUGGGGAUCGUUUUUGGUAUGAAAACCCUACAAACUUUAAACCACAACAAUUGCAACAAAUCAAGGAAACGAGCUUGGCUAGAAUUCUGUGCGAUAAUGGAGACAAUAUUGAUACUAUUGGUGAAAACGUUUUCUUGUUACCAGAAGUUCAGGAUGGGCUAAUUUCAUGCGAUGAUUUGCCAUCAAUGGAUUUACGUUAUUGGGCAGAUUGCGAUAGUUGCGGUGAAGAUGACGAUGGUGAAAAGCAUCGAUCCCGCAGAGAUGUUUCAUCGGUAAACGACAUUUACAGUUCCUUUGCUGAUUAUGAAGAACGUAUGAAUCACCUCGAAAGUUCUCAUGAUGAAUUGGAAAAAAUUGUAAAAGCAAUGAAAAUACGUAUAAAAUAUUUAGAAGAUACUUGCAGCGCUUUCUAA
This is a messenger RNA of Parnassius mnemosyne (clouded apollo), 4098 nucleotides long. NCBI's taxonomy places the organism in Eukaryota, Metazoa, Arthropoda, Insecta, Lepidoptera, Papilionidae. The record is from the annotation of a GenBank genome assembly.